CAUUAACGAAACUUACUUGACGUAAGGGCUUACAUUUCUUUAGACUUUGUUUUAGCAUUCACUCUUUCAAGAUGAUCUCGUCUAUCUUUCUCUUCACAGUGCUUGAGGCGCUUACUUUGGUCGAUGCUAGAGUGCAUGGCAAUGACCACACCCACCACGCCAGGGCUAACAGUGCGGGCAAAAGGGGUCUCGCCUUCAACGACGCGGGAUUGACGAAAUUGUUCGAGUCAAACAAAAAGUUUUCCUGGAUGUACAAUUGGGGCCAGACCGUUACAGAUGCUGCUAAGUUUGACUAUGUGCCCAUGCUGCACAGCAAUAAGACCGAGCACACGGAGACCUGGGAAGCAAAUUUGAAGACGUCUGUUGAUGCGGGAGCUACCCAUGUGUUCAGUUUCAAUGAGCCGGACCAGUGCGGUGAAGAGUCAGGUGGAGCCUGCAUGCAAGACAUCGAUCUCACUGUCGACACACACAAGAAAUACAUCCAGAAACUCGCAGAGGAGUAUCCAAAACUCAAGCUCGGCGCGCCAGCCGUCACCAACGGCGUCGAAGACGAAAUCACCAAGGCCAAGAUGGGUAUACCGUUCCUCAAAGAGUUCCUCAGCAAGUGCGACGGUUGCAAGAUCGAUUUCCUCAAUGCUCAUUGGUACUCUCCGCCUGAUGUCAAGGCCUUCCAGCAGCAUCUCGUGAACGUCUACGCCGCUAAUGAGAAUAAGACGGCGAUUUGGGUGACGGAAUUUGGUGUGACUGGUGAUCCGGCGCAGAAGACUGGUGAGCCUGCACAGCAGUUCUUGAAGGAGGUUCUGCCUUGGAUGGACGAGCAGGAUUGGAUUGAACGUUAUGCCUACCAGUGGGUUGCACCGGACAGCCUUGUGACUGCAGACGGCCAGCAGCUCUCUCCGUUGGGUGAGGUGUAUGCUACAACUUGAUAGAUGUUAUUGGGUCACUCGGCGUACUAGCAUAGUUGGCAUUUUAUUCUUUGCAUGACUGUAGAACAGUCGGAGUUUAACAUCUAGCGCUAAUUUAAUUAUCCUUUUCGGUUUCAAAAUCACA
Messenger RNA from Aaosphaeria arxii CBS 175.79, 1050 nucleotides. Its product is annotated as glycoside hydrolase family 128 protein. Gene Ontology annotation, cellular component: fungal-type cell wall. Gene Ontology annotation, biological process: fungal-type cell wall polysaccharide metabolic process. The coding region runs from base 72 to 926 and encodes 284 amino acids. The transcript has 2 exons. The record is from RefSeq and is a predicted model, not a curated record. Lineage: Eukaryota; Fungi; Ascomycota; Dothideomycetes; Pleosporales.